Molecule: messenger RNA, 1179 nt
Organism: Saprolegnia parasitica CBS 223.65
Lineage: Eukaryota; Oomycota; Saprolegniomycetes; Saprolegniales; Saprolegniaceae
Exons: 1
Coding region: 187-1179 (330 amino acids)
Source: RefSeq, a predicted model, not a curated record
CGCGGCGAGGUGUACCUGAACGCGGGGCACACGGCGCAGGUGACGGGCGGGCUCAGUGGCAGUCAGUUUCUCCGGACCGUGCCUGCGAUCGACGAGUACCAGGGCGGGAUCGUGCAGGCGAGCGCGCCAUGGGACGUGCUCGGCGUCACGCAGUGCUACAACUACAACUUUGAGACGAAUCUCGGCAUGCUGCUGCAGAUCCAGGGCGUCGUGACCAUGAUUUGGAAGUGCGACUCGCUCAUGAUGACCAACUCGAUCGUGCUCUGGCUGACGAUCAUGUACCUUGUCAUCGUGCAGAGCAUUUUUCUGCGGCGCAGCGUGGUGUGUAUCGUGCCCGUCUACCUUUCUAAGAACGUCGUCGGUCUUGCGAUCCUUUUCGUCUGCUUCUGGGGCAACGGCAAUCUCCAAGUGCUCACGACCUUUCUCAUUCAAAACCCAAUCGGUACCUUUAACGCAUCGUUUUACGCGCUGCUGGGGCCUGUCCAAGUCGCGUCCAUCGUCGGCAUCAUGACGGGGACGCUGAUCCAGAUCUGGUUCAUGCCUCGCUUGGUGACGCAGACGUGGCUGAUCCUCAUCAUCAGUGUCACCAACUGGAUUCUGGUCUUUUCGCUGGAAGCGUUUGUGUUUCCAUACCGCAACCAGAACCUCCCAACCUCUUGCGGACUGCCCACGUCGACGAGCUGCUUCACGUACAGUGCGAUUCGUCGCACAUACUACCUCUCGGCCAUCAUCUCGGGCGUCGUCGUACUGAUCGGUAUCGCUGUCAUUUGGCUCCACGGACGCUGGCUGCCGGAUGACAUCCGUGUCCCGAAAUCGCACUCGCUGCGCGAGUACCUCAACAUACCGCAUCUUCGGGUGCUCGCGACGUCGCUCCGCGGCUGCUGCAUCGCGUACAAGGAUGACGUCCUCGUCGACGACGGCCUCUUGAUCAUGAAGAACGUUCUGCGCAUCUCGGCGACGUGCAUGACGCGGCUCAACAACGUGCAGUACGAAAUCAUCUACCGGUACCUACCGCGGAUCGCCAAGCCGUUUUUUAGCAAGCAAGUGGGUACGUUCCUCGUCUUCCACGUGAAAGAAGAGACGGGGCGUAUUACCCACCGCUCCAGCUACAAAUGGCUCGCCGACGUUGGCAUUGACGAUGGAUCGAUGGCCCAUUGGCGUGCGGGUUUCCAUUUUUGA